AUCAAUACAUGCCCCUGUGUGAAAGCACGUAGAUUAGAGCCAUGAUAAAGGAAUUCAACACCCAAACUGAGGUUAGUGUGAGAUUGGAAGCCCUCUGGGCAGUUCUGUCCAAGGAUUUCGUCACCGUAGCUCCAAAGGUACUCCCCAAUAUUGUGAAGGAUGUGCAAGUGAUUGAAGGUGAUGGAGGGGUUGGUACAAUCCUCAUCUUUAAUUUUUUGUCUGAUGUGUCCCCAAGUUACCAAAGGGAGAAGAUCACAGAGUUUGAUGAAAUUUCACAUGAAAUUGGGCUGCAAGUGAUUGAAGGAGGUUAUCUGAGUCAAGGAUUGUCAUACUACAAGACAACUUUUCAGUUAUCUGCAAUAGGAGAGGAUAAGACUUUGGUCAACGUGAAAAUUUCUUAUGACCAUGAAUCCGAGAUAGAAGAAAGGGUCAAACCUACGAAGACAUCAGAGUCAACUUUAUUAUAUCUUAGGCGUCUAGAAACAUAUCUGUCGAAUGGCGCUUGAAGAAAAAUGUAGUAUUUAUAAAAAUAGUAUAUUAUAUAUGUUUUAUUUUAUAUUUUAAAUAGAAUAAUGUAUGGAUGCUUUUACUAUUUCCCAAUAAAUAUUUAGAAAUAAAAAUAAAUAUACUAUUAUCCUAAACCCAACAUCUCCUAAUAUUGUAAUAUCAAUUAUGUGGCGCUAGUUGUUCUAUCUUUUAUGUAUCAAAAAAGUUGUUGAUCUA
Glycine soja is the source of this 723-nucleotide messenger RNA. RefSeq names its product phytohormone-binding protein CSBP. Gene Ontology annotation, molecular function: signaling receptor activity; protein phosphatase inhibitor activity; abscisic acid binding. The transcript is spliced from 2 exons. The record is from RefSeq and is a predicted model, not a curated record. Gene Ontology annotation, biological process: defense response; abscisic acid-activated signaling pathway. Gene Ontology annotation, cellular component: nucleus; cytoplasm. Lineage: Eukaryota; Viridiplantae; Streptophyta; Magnoliopsida; Fabales; Fabaceae. The coding region runs from base 42 to 506 and encodes 154 amino acids.